CCAAGGCCUGAACGGAGAGUGUCUGGCAAAAUGGACUACCAACAGAAACUGGCUGAAAAAUUCACCAUCCUCAAUGACAGGGGGAAUGGGGUGUUAAUACGCAUGAACUACAUUAAGAAGAUCUGUGCAGACCCCAAGAUGCGUCCAUCCAUCCUGACUGAAAAGGCCUUGGAGCCUGCCAUCAAAUACAUCAACAAGAAAUUCCCCAACAUUGACUUCAGAGGAAACAUUCAAAAUCUGACCUGCAUACAGAGACAGAAAUCUGAAGUGUUGGCAGCGGCAACAAGCUACUACGACUCUUUCCUGGAUGUCAUAGAGUUCAGGGACCACGUUUAUGAGUUGCUGAACACCAUAGAUGCCUGUCAGUGCUUCUUUGAUAUUGCAAUCAACUUCGACUUCACCAAAAACUACUUGGAUCUGAUCAUCACCUACACGUCUGUUAUCAUAACGCUCUCUCGCAUCGAUGACAAGAAGGCACUGGUGGGCAUGUUCAACUGUGCCCAUGAGAUGAUCAAUGGGAGCAGUGACCCCUCCUACCCACGGCUCGGCCAGAUGUUUGUGGAGUAUGAACAUCCUUGGAAGAAGCUAACUGAGGAGUUUGGCCCUCAUACAAGGUCUGUGACGGCGGCGUUGCUGUCUCUGACGAUGGUGUACCCACGCAGGAACCUGCCCGCAGAGCAGUGGCGGAGCGCCCAGCUCCUCAGCCUGUUCAGUGCUCCGGCUGCCAUGCUGGACCCGGCCUGCUGUGACACUAUGGCAUGUGAAUACCUGUCUAUAGAGGUGAUGGAGCGGUGGAUCAUUGUGGGUUUCCUGUUGUGCCACAGUAGCCUGAAUACAAACCAGGCCUCCCAGGAGCUGUGGAAGAUGGCUCUGCGUAGCGGCCUCUACCUCGUCCUCAUCAGAGAUGAAGUGCUCAACAUACACAAGGUUUCUGAAGACCUCUUCGACAGCAUUAAAGGAUAUAACAAGCGAGUUGCAGACAUCAAGGAAUGUCGUGAGCAUGUUUUACUCAACAGUGGAGCUAUGCACAGAGAGAGGAGGCAGUUUCUGAGAGGAGCGAUGAUGGAAUUAUUUAAAGUUCUGGAGGAUGAACCUGGACUUCUGGGACCAAAGGCCUUGUUCGUGUUUAUGGCUCUCUCAUUUUCCCGAGACGAGGUCCUGUGGCUCGUCAGACACUCUGAGAAUAUGCCAAAGAUAAAGACAGCCGAGGACUACAUCGACAAUCAGAUGGCCGAGCUGCUGUUCCACAUGGAGAAGUUAAGACGUCUGAUGACAAAGUACAAGCAUGUUGUUCAACGCUACCACGUCCAGUACCUGGCCCAGUUCGAUGCCUUGGUUCUCAAUGACACCAUACAGAACAUGUAUGUGUGUCCAGAAGAGGAGUCAGUCCUGAUGACCUCUUUGGUCUCGACCCUCUCUGCUUUGUCAGUCAAACAAGUGGAAAACAAAGAGGAGUUUGAUUUCAGAGCACUUAGAUUAGAUUGGUUGAGAUUGCAGGCCUACACAAGUGUGAACAAGGCCCCUCUUCCAAUAAAGGAAUACCCCGACUUAGCAAAGGUGAUGAACUUGAUUCAGUUUCACACCAGGAUGGUGGACAGUUUGGAAGAACUUCUGCAGGAUACCUCUGAGGUGUCCAUACUCGGUUUCUAUCCGCGCGUCUUUGAGAAGAUGUUUUGCCAGAGCAGUGAGGAGAUGACCAUGAAGCGUUACCUCAUUGCUUUCCCGCUCGUCUGUUCUCACUUCAGCCACUGUGGACAUCCUCUCUGCCCAGAAGAGACAGAGAUGAUGGAGAAGAGGAGUCUGCGCCUGUGUGUGACCUUCCUGGAGCAGAUAGCCAAGCAGACCAGCAGUGUUGUGUUAGAGAUUUGUGCUGAGCAGUGCAACCUCAAUGACCAGCUGCAGCCCAAGCACUGUGUCGAGGCCAUCAGUGCAGCUCGCCAUAGAAAACAAAAGAAGCCGGUGCCAAGGAAAGGAGAAGUCCAGAAAGAGAAACCAGGCGCUGAAAGCGUGAGGAAAGACCGGGCCGUUGUUACCAACAUGGACAAGAUGCAUCUGAUGCUGACGGAGCUCUGCUCCUCCUACGGCUUCUGCAGUGAAUUUGUGAUCUUCGACCACAUCAUCGUUCCCACAGAGUUCCUCCUUUCCCACCUGGAGACACGCCUCUCUGAGAUCAUCGUGAGAAUGGCCAAUUACAACCAGACCACCGAGGAGAUAACCCGUCCCUCAGACCUCCUGGCGGGGUUGAGAGCCUAUACAGCCAGCCUGUACACCCUCUCCAGCUACAUCAAUGUGGACAUCACUCGGUUGGUGAAGAACGUCCUGCUGCAGCAAACACAGCCGCUGGACUCGCGUGGAGGGCAGACGAUUACGACCAUCUACACUAACUGGUUCCUGGAGAGUCUGUUGCGUCAGGCCAGCAACUCCCUCAUCGUUCACUCUCCCACGAUGCACUGCUUCGUCAACCAUGCUACUGACAACGAACCAAGUUUCAGAGCAGAGGAGUUUUCAGAUAUAUCAGAGUUGCAGGCCCUGGCGGAGCUACUUGGUCCAUAUGGCCUGAAGUUUCUGAGUGAGAACCUGAUGUGGCACAUCACCUCUCAAGUCAGUGAGCUGAAGAAACUAGUGAUUGAGAAUAUGGACGUCCUGGUACAGAUGAGGAACAACUUUGAUAAGCCUGAGGAAAUGGCACAUCUUAAAAAGAGGCUUUCAGGUGGAGAGAACGUUCUGAAGAGGAUGACCAUCAUCGGGGUGAUCCUGUCCUUCAGAUCGAUGGCACAGGAAUGUCUGAAAGAUAUCCUGAAUAAGCAUUGUCCAAAUCUGAUUGGGCCCAUCGAUUGCCUGAUCGACUGCCUGUCUCCUGAAACUGACAUCAAGGUGACUCUGAGCGUUUUUGAGCUGGCUUCAGCUGCAGGGUUCACGUGCGAUAUCGAUCCCGCCCUUGUUGCAGCGAUCAGCAAUAUGCAGACAGACAACACAUCAGUUGAUGAGGAGUACAAGCUGUCGUGUUUGCUGCUGGUCUACGUCGGCGUGUCCCUGCCUACACUGGCCCUGGACCCCAACUCUUCCUACAGCCGAGAGCGUGGAGGCCACAACAACAACACCCACUGUUUAGCUACGGCCAUAAACCAGCUGGCUGCUGCCAUGUUCACCGUUCAGAACAAGAACAUAGAGCAGCACCUCAAAGAGUUUCUGCUGCUGUCCUCCUCCACUCUGCUUCAGUUGGGACAAAACGUGGAAAGAAUGGAGAUCAAAAACCGAGAGUCCAUCUAUCUGCUCCUACACAUGAUUGUGCAGGAGUCUCCUUUCUUGAGCCAAGACAUGCUGGAGCGCUGCUUCCCGUAUGUCCUGCUCCGAAACGCCUACAGAGAGGUGUACCGGAACUUCAUCGUCACUCUCGGCUGAAGACUGUUCAAUACUUCUAAUGUAACAUUUAUUUAUCCAAGGUACUAUUUUAAUGUGCAUGUUUUGUUUUCAUUAUCGUUAAGUCUCUUAUUCACAUGAUCUGCUUUUUCCUGGCCUUAGAUAUAUUGUUGGAUAUAAUUUUUUCUUAACUUCUUUCAUGAUGUUUAUCUGUAAGUGUUAUAAUGUAGAAUCCUGACAGCUGUAGUUCUACUAAAACCAGCUUGAUUUAGUCAAAUGCAAAUCUGGCAGUGGCGGGCCGUCAGGGCCAGCAAGGCCUUCUCUGCUGGCCUAAACAUCAUCAGAAUAUAUAUUUUUUUCUAAAUAUAUUUGCCCACAAAUAUGUAUUCACUUAUUUCCCAGAGUAAGAGUUUUUCUCUUAAUUUCAUAGCGUUCCUCUUGGUUGCGCUGCUGCCAGCGCCAGGUUGAGAUUUGGAGGGCUGGUCUUUAUCUUAGAUCUUUUAUCCAAUCAUAUUCAGCCAUCGUGUGUUGCCAGGGGGCUAACAUCUGCCCUUAGGCCUUCAGAAUCAACAUUGCGGGCGCUGGUAGCUUCAAGUGAAUGGGAAUGACGAUGUUGUGUCAACCAAUCAGCUUUAGAGUUGGCUCCUCUAGGCCUUCUAGAAGGCCCCGGAACCGGCACAGGAGCAGCUAGCAGGCGUAGUGCUGCACGUCUUUUGAUUGGAUUACCAAUAUUGAGAGGCGGGUCCUAUGGGCAGGUAUAUGCAGAACCUCAGAACUAGGAAACUGAAUUUGAUAAAGGAAUUAAUUCGCGUACUACUAAGCUGUUUGUUCAACCCACAAUGGCGGAAGGAGGAGAAGAUAUCGAUUUGGUCGAGGAUAUAAUUAUAAGGCCAUUCUCAACGAACUUUAAGACCGACGCCGACGCUACAAAGCCCGUCACAGGCGGGACAGGGGUUCGUUCGCCCCUUUCAAAGUUCCAACUACGAGCGCUACCGAUGGCUCAGGCUCCGAGAAGCUCUGCACACCGGACUGAUGGGGAUGCCUGUUGCAAGUGAUCGAUUUGGUGUUGGGAGCCACACUGGCUUUGCAAACUUGAGUUGUCUAACCGAGGCAGCAACGAGACACUAGAGUACGACUCGGCACCUACAAGCAUCGGUGCUUUGACAACUUUUGGGGACACGGAGCGGAUCUACAGAUCAACGAACAAGCGGCAACGUAGCUGCACAAUGAACAGGUGAAGAACAAGAGGGACAUAUUGAAAAGACUCAUUAAUUGUGUCAUGUGUUUGGGUAAACAGGAACUUUCAUCUUCAUCAUAUUUAUAUCGAUGUAUGUGUGUAUAAAUACACACACAUACAUCGAUAGAAAUAUACAUAUACAUGUACGAUACGAUUCUCUGAAUUCUCAGUGUAACUGAGGGUUUUACGUUACUUAAUAACACAAGAAACACGACAACUUUAUCUUUUUCCGUCUGCUCCUUCACAAUAAAAGCCCCGCACCGGAACACUGGUGAACUAAUAUCUUACAUUAGGUUGUUCAGCUGUAGUAAGACGGCAUUGAAGGCCUAGAUAGAAAAUGCACGGCCCGCCACUGAAAUCUGGUAUACUCUGUAUAACGUACCAUGCAUGUCAGAGCCAUGAUAUAAAGAGAACAUGUUCCAAGAAUGUAACAACAUAUAUUCAGAUUUAUAUAGAUCCUUGUAUCCUUGUAAUAGUUAGUGUAUAACGUUUUUUUCCUUACACAUUUUACAAUAAAGAGGAUAAUAAUA
Molecule: messenger RNA, 5127 nt
Organism: Pseudoliparis swirei
Lineage: Eukaryota; Metazoa; Chordata; Actinopteri; Perciformes; Liparidae
Gene: nckap1l
Product: NCK associated protein 1 like
Exons: 31
Coding region: 31-3402 (1123 amino acids)
Biological process (GO): cell projection assembly; neuron projection morphogenesis; cortical actin cytoskeleton organization
Cellular component (GO): SCAR complex
Source: RefSeq, a predicted model, not a curated record